AUGGUGCUAUUAAAAUUCCCGAAGGUGAUAAAUCUGGUAGAGUUUAAAAAUUUUAAAAAUAAAGAAAGAGUCCCUUUCAUCGUAUACGCUGAUUUGGAAAGUGUAUUGAAUCCAAUGGAAAAUAAAAAUAUUUAUCAGCAACAUGUUCCAGCUGCUGUGGACUCCUACCUCAAAUGUUCUUAUGAUGACACAAUUUCUUUUUAUCGAUCAUACAAAGGUUCCGAUUAUAUGCAGUGGUUCACUGAUGAAAUGAAAAAACUGGCCGAAGAUUUGGAAACUCUCUUUUGGUGCCCUUUACACAUAGAUAUAUCUGCAGAGCAGGAAUAUGAUUUUCAAAAAUCUACAUAUUGUCAUAUAUGUGAACAACCGUUCGAGCAUGAUGAUAAAAAAGUUAGAGAUCAUUUUCAUCUUCUCCCUUACAAUAACUGUAGAGGUCCAUUCCAUAAGGGAUGUAACAUAAAUUAUCAGGAUAGUCAUGUGGUUCCUGUAGUCUUUCACAAUUUGUCCGGGUAUGACGCCCACUUUGUAAUAAUUGACAUAGCUACUAGACUGCCAUGUCGAGUUGAUUUACUUCCUAUCACCAAAGAUAAGUAUAUUUCGUUUACCAAACAUAUCAAAGAUUCUCCCAUUCAGUUUCGAUUUAUUGAUAGUUUUCGGUUCAUGAAUUCUGGUUUAAGUACAUUAGCACCAUAUCUAGAAAAUUUUCCCAAUUUAAGAUCUCAGUUUGCUAAAUUAUCUGAAGAUCAUUACAAAUGGUUUAGAUCCAGCACAUUAUUAUACCCUACCUAG
Molecule: messenger RNA, 789 nt
Organism: Psylliodes chrysocephalus
Lineage: Eukaryota; Metazoa; Arthropoda; Insecta; Coleoptera; Chrysomelidae
Source: the annotation of a GenBank genome assembly